Molecule: messenger RNA, 3364 nt
Organism: Pecten maximus
Lineage: Eukaryota; Metazoa; Mollusca; Bivalvia; Pectinida; Pectinidae
Exons: 3
Coding region: 838-2910 (690 amino acids)
Source: RefSeq, a predicted model, not a curated record
GGAGAGUCAAUAUCAACAAGGACAGAGCCCAUCCGUCAUUACGAUAGACCGUGUAAGCAUGUAUUGUUUAUUCUUUAAUCGUAAACAUACAUGUUGUCAAGGUCUCGGAGUGAAAUACAUCUAGGCAUAUCGAAAUAUAAUCUUUUAGUAUGGGAAAUAGAAUGAAUACCAAGGAUAUUAUUUCCUGUAGACAUGUGGUCUAAUAGGACAACUUGCUGUAGAGCUGAUUGUCUAAGCUUGGAUAAAUGUCUUAAUUAAGGGAUACAAUAUCCAUUUUUACAUUUUUAGAUUUGUGUAGAAGACGUACAACCUAAAACACCUUCAUACCUGGGGUACGUAUAUGAUUUUGGUAAUAUAAACGGUAUAUGCUGAAUGGUGAUAUAAAAUCAAUCAAUCACUAUGUCAGGUCAAUCUAUAUAUUUCGCAAUAAGCACGAGUUCAAUUUUAUUUGUAAAGGUAUUGUAUGGCAUGUUUCAAAUAAAAUGAAACUAUAUGUUCAAGUUUAUAUGUAAUUCAAUACUACAGCCUAUUGUAGAAUCAAUUUCUAUGCCAGAAUUGGCAAACCAUAUGCAUACACAGUAUAAAUGUAUUGAUUUAAAUGUUUCAAUCAAUAUUUUAGCAGCGCUUUUGGGUCAUAAUCUGCUAACAUAAUAGCAUUAUUUUUCAAAGGAUAGAUUUAUUUUUCGAUAACAGGUACCAGUGUGUAUAUAUACCAAUCAGUUCUAUUUUUAUCAAACUAUUAAUAACCAUUACAAAACAUGGAAUCCCAUUUUUUCGCAGUGUGUAUGAUGAAAUGCGUUUACUAUAGGAUGACUGAGUCAUUUCAGUGCGUUAAAGAUGGACGAUCUACAUGUAUAUUCAAAAGCUGUGUCCAUAUUCAUGGAAAAAGCAACAAAGAUGAUCCUACGGCAAAAGCUGAUAAACUAUGCAAUAAAGACCAUAGGUGGGAUACCAAUGUUUAUUUCUGGCAGCAGAGCCGAGUGUACACAAGGACUGGAUUCUGACACUGAUAUCGUAUAUGAAUCGCCAACUAUUAAGGCAACAGUAAAUACCAAACAAGCAAGAAGUCUUCAAUUUGUCAGUGAAUCUGCAGAAAACUACGACGCUGUAGUUGUGAUGGAUACACUUGGUACUCACUCUGGCUAUACAAAAGUCAAGUUGUUCGAUGUCAACAAAAACCAGUCUCAAUCUAAAAUUGAUGUUGAAUCCCUUUGUUUUGACGAUACGGAGUAUGUCUCUAGCGUACAGGUGUCAAAAUAUUGGGAGCAUCAAUUAGCAACAAGUGCUAUUUUUCCUGUUCAUGGUAUGCGAAAAGAAUUUCAAUCUCAUGGACCCUGCAUUGCCUUUAAAUACGGAGGAUUAAGACAAGUCUACGACAUCGACACUCUAUUUUCCCUACCAUGUGACUGGCCAGAAACAGCUAGAGAAUGGCAAAUGAGACCUCGUGAGUAUAACUGGCCUGGUCAGGAGACGAUAUCGAAAAUAGUUUCAAUGGGUUGUAACUUGGUCCCCAUAGGACACGCAGAUUCAUCUGAAAAGGAUCUGGAAUGGAGAAUAUCUUUCAACAAGACAGAGCGAGAGCUUAUAUGGUCAUUCAAUGGUACUCAAUAUGCUUGUAUUGACUGUAUGAAGAUUUUCUUCCAUUCGAAGAUGAGUAAAAAGUUUCCAGAUGUUUUCCCGUCUUACUUCAUUAAAACAAUCAUGCUUUGGAUGGUAGAGGAAUCUCCAGCUGAAAUGUGGAGACCGGAAAAUCUCAACAGAUGUCUGGACCAGUUACUGAACCGGAUAAUCAUUUGCCUAGAAAAGAAAGAAGUAAGAAAUUACUUCAUUCCGUUAAAUAACAUGAUAGACACAAGAUCGGAAAAGGAUUUAGACAACCUUCGUUUGGAAUUGAAGACCUACAAAGAACUUGGAUCGGAUUUAUGGAUAAAUAUAAUGAGAUUAAGAGUAGACGAGGCAGAUGAUAACGACAUAUACUUUCACCACGUGGAAAUCAAUUCACUGUGUUUCAUUCGUCACUUUACAUUGAAUCUCCUUCAUGCAUCGAAUCAAAACACGUUCUCUGCAGAUGUAAAGCGCAUCAGUGACCAAUUACAACACGCUGUGGAUCUUGGUUUAUCCGAAAACACGUGUUUGAUCUUACAACAAGAACUUGGCACAAUUCUAGCGUUACAUAACUUUAAAAAAGCUUUGAUUUCAGGGGAGGACCACAAAACCGAUGGAAAUGCCGUUCAAUUACUAUUGCAAAACCAAGCUGAUGUGACCUUCUGUUGUGGUCGACUGAUGUUUGCUACAUUUCAUUUACAACAGGGAAGAUACAAAGAAGCACAGGAUAUUGCUAACGAUGUCAUCAGAGGGUACGUCACUACCAUUGUUCAUUAUUCGUUCCAUAACAGAGACAAAACCCCAAAAGAUGAAGACUAUGCUGAAAUGUAUUGCAAAAAAGGAAGCACUUUUCCUGAAACAUUAAAGCGUUUCAUAGCUUUCGACAUCGUGUGUCUUCCCAUUUUGAUACAAUUUUACCCAAAAGCUGUGAGGAGAGUGAUGCAGAAAAACACUAUGGUUCUGUUUAUCAACCCUUUGUUCUAUGCCCAUGUGAUCAAUAUCCAUUGCUGCGUUGAAACGAGAAAUAACCUCCGAGCACCUGAAAUAGCUGAUGAUUUGAUCUCGUUUAUGGAAAAAAAUUCCAAAAAUCUAGAACAAACAUCAGACACCCCGAUACGUGAUAUAGCAGGGGAAUGCCUCAAGAUGCUUGGUAUGUUUGACGAAGCCCGUGCAUACUUUACUAACCAGUCUGAAGCUGUGGAACCUUGUGACCACGGAGUUUGCAAGAGAUCGAGAGACGAGGAUACUCCGAGUCCUAGAAUUGCAAAAGUUAAGACUACGUGUAAAGCCGGACGGGUCAACUGAGGCAGUGGUCAAAUACUGGUCCGAGAAACAUACUUUUGAUUAAUGUUAAUCAUACACAAUGGACAAGAUAUGUUUACCACAGAAGACCAGUUAUGACACCCAUUCCGUUGAUUACUCUGUCACCUUCAUCAGACAAGUAACCAAAUGCCUAUAAUACUGCAAAUGUAUUGUAAUCUAGAAUUUCACAAUUGUUAAACGUACUGUUGAAAUGGUAAUGAAGGCACAUGUUGGACGCUGGAUGAUAUAUAUUAUAUUGAGAAAAUAGGAUAUAUGGUAACCUGCCGAGAAAGGUAACCAACUUAUAUAUGAUGACGGUAAGGAUGGCGAAAGUGGUAUUAAAUCAAAGUAAGUUUAGCAAAUGAUUGUUUAUUUAAGCGCUAGCGCGCUUCAUAGAAUUUGCCUCUGUCCAGUUGGCAUUCAUAUUGACUAUGAAUGCCAACUGAAAGCCGUUCAA